AUGGCAGACUGGAGAAGUAAACAGAGGAACGGAGCAAAUCUAAGCACGGAGGAGAUGCUGGACACUGAAAACCAGCGCCGUGUCACAGGACUCGCAGACAAAGUGUCGAUACUCCGAGGGCUGGCAUUAGAUAUUGAGAGUGAGUCCAAGGAUUCCAACAGAUAUUUGGAUGGAAUGGCUGGUGACUUCAGCAGCUCGGAGGGUUUGCUGACAGGCAGCAUGAAACGACUCAACAACAUGGUCGGCUCCGGCAAGAACAACCGUCGACUCAUGUGCUAUAUUGUCAUUGGACUUGUAGUCUUGUUUAUUGUCACGUAUUACAUUGUUUCCAGAGUAACUGGUUGA
Molecule: messenger RNA, 345 nt
Organism: Candidula unifasciata
Lineage: Eukaryota; Metazoa; Mollusca; Gastropoda; Stylommatophora; Geomitridae
Source: the annotation of a GenBank genome assembly